Coregonus clupeaformis (lake whitefish) is the source of this 6143-nucleotide messenger RNA. RefSeq names its product genetic suppressor element 1-like. Lineage: Eukaryota; Metazoa; Chordata; Actinopteri; Salmoniformes; Salmonidae. Bases 1 to 3582 code for a protein of 1193 amino acids. The transcript is spliced from 15 exons. The record is from RefSeq and is a predicted model, not a curated record.
AUGAGGGAGAAAGGUCGAGGUGCCGCUCUAGCAGCUGGCUCGUCCAUCAGUAGUGAGUCGUCUCCGGUCUCGUCCCCAGCCACCAACCACAGUUCUCCGGUGAGCACGCCCAAGAGAGGCCCCCUGGGCCCGGGGCCUGUCCUGGUGCCACCUGGGGGCCACAGUGUGCCAAGCACCCCGCCCGUCGUCACCAUCGCCCCCACUAAGACCAGCAAUGGCCUCUGGAGGAGCGAGGCACGCCAGGCUGACUCGGGCCCUCGUGGGGUCAGUAGGGAGCGUCUGGGGGCAGAGGCGCCCCACCAGCAGGAGAAAGGUGGCCCCUCAGUCCCUGCUCACCUCAUGGGAAACCCCUAUGCCUUUGGCCUGAGCCCCGGCGCUGUCAUGCAGGACGCACGCUUCCAGCCCCUCAAUCUGCCCAGACAGCUGCCCCAUGGAGUGCCCCCUGGUGGUGUACCAGAGGAGUAUCUGCGGGGGUUCCGCCCCUACGCCACGGCCGAGGACCUCCGCAUGCCUUCUGGACUGCCCCUGGGCCUGGACCCCGCCACCGCCGCUGCAGCCGCCGCCUACUACCAUCCCUCCUACCUGCCACAUCCCUCCUUCGCCCCCUACAGGAUGGAUGAUCCGUUCUGUCUAUCAGCUCUGAGGUCACCGUUCUACCAGCUCCAAGGAGGGGGAGGCCUGCCCCCCCUGCACCCCUCUGCUGUCCACAUGCACCUGCAGGGUGUCCGCUACCCCGGGGACCUCACACACCCCUCACUGUCCGCACUGCAGUCUGAGAGACUGUCCGAAAGGCUCCAGAUGGAAGAUGAGCUCCGGCAGCGAGAGAGGGAGCGUGAGCGUGAACGAGAGCGCGAGAAAGAGAGGGAGCGUGAGGCGGAGCGAGAGAAGGAGCGGGAGAGAGAAAGAGAGAGGGAGCGAGAAAGAGAGAAAGAGCUGGAGCGGGAGAGAGAGCGUGAGCGGGAGAGGGAGCGGGAGAGAGAGAAGGAUAGAGAGAGAGAGAGGGAGAUGGAGAGGCAGAUGGAGAGGCAGAAGGAGAGGGUGAUGAGAGAGAAGGAGCUACAGUCCAAGGCGAUGGAGAGUCACUACCUAGCUGAGCUCCAUGCCAUGAGGGCACAGGAGGACAGAACCAAGCCUGAGAGACUCACCCCCAACCGGUCAGACAAAACCAAAGAGCCCGCCCUCCCAGCUCCUAAGCCAAUGCCACCAGGCCUCCACUCCUCCCUGAGUCAAUCGCAUCACGGCGUUCCCGGCCUGGUCUCCGCCCAUGGCCUCUACCUGGGGCCCGGCGGCGUUGGGGCGGGGCUCACCGCCGCCAUGAUGCUCCAGCGGACCAAUGAGGAAGAGCGCUGGUUGGCGCGGCAACGGAUGCUUCGCCAAGAGAAGGAGGAUCGUCAGUACCAGGUGUCAGAGUUCAGACAGCAGGUCCUAGAGCAACACCUGGACUUGGGACGACCUGGGGAGGGAGGAGAGACACGCUCAGACACACACAGAUCCAUACCAAAUCACCACGAGCCGGGUGGCCGCGACCUCCAUCCCCACCUGGGCGCCCCUCCCCCCCUCAUCUCCCCCAAACCCCCCCAGUCCCGCGACCACCCCCACCCCCCUCCCCCUACCACCCUGUGGAACCCCGCCGCCCUCAUUGAUACCGCCUCGGACUCACGACGCACCACCCACCACGACCCCCCGGGCUUGUGCCACUACGACCUCAGCCGCCUGCCCCCCAAACUGGAGGAUGGGCUCCGGAGGGGCAGGGACCGGGACGGGGGCCUGGAGAAGUACCAUCCCCCUCUCAGAGGCCCCCCAGGGCUGCCUGAGCCCAGCACCUUCCUGGCAGAGCUGGAGAAAUCCACCCAGACCUUCUUCAGCCAGCAGAGGGCCUCGCUGUCCCUGCCCAGCCAGUACGGAGAGCUGGGGGGAGGGAUGAAGAGCAGCGGGGCCCUGAAGAGCUACCAGGGGCCCCCAGGGAUGGGGAGACAAAGCCAGGCCCAGGGACACGGUCUGGGUCAGGGGAUGGGGCCUGAGUCUGGCCUAAUGUAUGAUGAGUUUCUCCAGCAGCACCGUAGGCCUGUCAGUAAACUGGACCUGGAGGAGAGGAGGAGGAGAGAAGCCAGGGAAAAAGGUUACUACUACGAGCUGGAUGACUCGUAUGAUGAGAGUGAUGAGGAGGAAGUCAGGGCCCACCUCAGGAGGGUAGCAGACCAGCCCCCUCUCAAACUGGACGACUCCACAGAGAAAGUGGACUUCCUGUGUGUGUUUGGUCUGACCACGGUGUCACGACGCGACCACCUGGUGCUGCAGAAGAGGAGGAAGAGGAGGAGGAUGCUGAGGGAGCGCAGCCCCUCGCCCCCGGCUGUGCUAUCCAAACGCACCCCUCCUCCCCCGGCCCCCCUCAGCACCCACUUCACCCCAGAGGAGAUGGACAAAGCCCCUGAACUGGAGGACAAGAAACGCUUCCUCACCAUGUUCAGCCUGUCCCAUGUCACUGUACAGCAGAGGAGAGAUAAUGAGACCGUGGUAGAGUUGCUUCAGGCCAUUAAACAGAAGAGCGUAACCUUGGAUACCAUCAGACAUGCCCCUCACCCCCUAUGUAAGACCCCCCCAGCACAGAACUCAGAUCCUGCCUCAGCGCUUUCCAGCGAAUCAGACGAGCCACUCAGUGCCAGGCCCUCCAGUCCCUCCUCCCCUGGUGGACUCCUGGGGCAGCCUAAACCCCCCUCCUCCUCUGACGCACUGAGACCAAAGGACCCCCCUCCUCCGCUCCCCUACCCGGACAAGACCCGUGGGCUCCCUGAGGCCCCCCCAUCCAAGAGGAGCUCGUCGUCCAGCCUGCUGAAUAGCCUGCGGCCCCCCGUGCAGCCUAAAGACGCUCCCCCUAGCCUGAACGGCCGGACCAAGCCCUGGGAGAGCUUUACUGCCGAAGAGUUUGCCCAGCAGUUCCACGAGUCUGUCCUCCAGUCCACCCAGAAGGCCCUGCAGAAGCACAAAGGUGGAGCCACAGUGAUCUCGGAGCCCUCUCACCUCCAGGACUCCUCAGUGCACUACAACAUUCCAGAGCUGCAGAGUGCCCCCAGCCGGCCGCCCCCGCCACACACACACCCUCACACACACCCGCACACACACUCCAUCCAACACCCGCGCUCACACGCGCACCUGCACCCCCAGCCCAACGGGCAGCACUGCCCCCCGCACCCCCACCGAGAGCCCCCAGGAGCGAGGGAGGAGCAGUCUGCACCAGAGGACUCAGAAGAAGAGGAGGAAGAGGAGGAAGAGGAGGCCCCAGUACCCAGGUGGCAGGGGAUUGAAGCCAUCUUUGAAGCCUAUCAGGAAUACAUUGAAGACCAAGGUGUGGAGCGCCAGGUGCUACAGAGCCAGUGUCGGAGACUGGAGAACCAGCACUACAACCUGAGCCUGACAGCAGAGCAGCUCUCCCAUAGCAUGGGGGAGUUGAUGUCUCAGAGACAGAAGCUGGCGGUGGAGAGGGAGAAGUUACAGGCGGAGUUGGAGCACUUCAGGAAGUGUCUGACACUGCCGCAGGCCCACUGGGCCAGGGGAGGGCACUACAAGGGUUACCCCCCCAGGUGACAGCCCCACUGACCCCCAGGCCCGGCCCCCUCCCUCCCCGCCCACACAGACACACAGAGUUUAUUUUUAUGACCCAGCCUGGAUCUGGACCCGGAUGGACAGCUCCACAGGAGAGAGGGAUGGAUGGAUUCAUGGAUUCAUUGAUAGAUGGAUGGGGAAGCAGGGCCAAGCAUUGAAGCACUGACUGGGGCUGCUGCCAGCCUGCCAGGGACGGUGCCACCAGCCAGUGGUCUGUGCUAACCCUGGGUUCAGAGGGAGCAAAGGGCACGUUACACACGGGGCAAAGCUCUAGGACGGCAUGGUCAACACACACACAAACAUACAAAGAGGCACACACUCACACCAUGCUCUUCAGCAGGCACCAGUUACUCUCUUACAUUGCGGUCCCAGACCCAUCCUGGGCUCCCCUCACAGCCACACCCACACAGACAAUCCUGUAAUCUGAGAGCAGCUCAGCCCUGGAAUGGGUGUGGUCACGUGACCGAGCGCCAUCUUCCACCAAUCCAAUGCCCCUACCUCUGGCCAAUCGGACAGGACUGAACCUCCCAGCAUCUCUCCUGGCGGCAGGUCAGGCCAGCUUUCAAACUUGAAAUGCACUUAAAGAGAAAGACCUGAAGAACUACCUGGUGGUACUGUGUUACGACAAAGAACUGUGUUCAAAUUAGGAAAGAACUUACAAAAUGCACAUUUUGGAACGAAUAAAGGAAAUGUUUUAUUUCGAGAUGAGAAUAAGAAUUUAAAAGGUGCUUCGGCCUUGUAUUGUAAAUAAUAUUAAGACUAAAAAUAAUUUUGUAUGUUUUUAUUACUUUAAUCAUUGUUCUUUUAAGAAGAAGAAAAUAAGCCUGCCAUUUUUUUAUAUGUUAAUGCUGUUUUGGGUGAAACAGAAAGCAUUGCUUUUAGUGUUUGUUCUGCUGCUGGCCAGGACAGCCCUGUUCGGAGGUGUAGAUUGAAGGAGAAAAGGAGAGAGAGAGAACAUGCUCCACUCCGCUCCUCUUCUCCUCUCCCCCUUUGACCCAGCCAUGUGUGCAGCCAUAGCAGCAGCCUGAGCUCCAGCCACAGCCCUCCCUCCCCUGGCCUCCAGGCCCAGUAAGGCUCACUGAGAUGGGGGUAAGACCUAACUCCAGGCCCCACAGGCCUCCCAGAUCCAUGCACUCCGUUAGAACACCAGCCCCACACAGAACCCCUCCUGUCAGGAACAGCAUGUUUUGCUACUCUCCCUGUGUGAGUAGUUACCCAUGGGGAAGAGUGAGUGACAGCUACAGUUACAGUGUCAUCCUUUAUUUUAUACCUCUUUCUUUCUCUCUCUAUAUCCCCCCUUUAGCCCUAGUCCAGGGAUGGGUGCUUAGUAGAACUGUUAACUGAUAACUAGACACAUCUCUCUGGACCUUAUCAUUAAGCACGAGGGACACAACACCCAUUAUGAUGAGAUAUUCAUAUCAUCACUAAACCCACAGAGAGGAGGGAACAAUGCAGUCAGUACCACAUGGCAAUGUGACAAUGCACCAAGUGAGAUCUCCUGAGAUUCUUCUCCUUUGUGUUUGCCAUAAAAGGAAAUAGUGCCAAAAAGUAGCCCUCCCUCGCACAAAAUAUCAUGAUACUUUUUUAAACCUCCAAAUAGAGUAAUUAAGCUAACUCCCUGAAUUUAAAUGGCCAACCCACUUCAAAACAUAUUAUAUUACUACAUUGAUCCCACUUAUCAUAAUGUCCAAUCCCUUGCCAACAAUUGGAUAAUGGAUGAUUUGUUUUCCACUUGAGGGCCCUUAAAUCCAAAGUCAAUAAAAGGUUCUCUUUUGCCAAGUAUAUGAAUCAUUGUCCUGCUCUGCACUGUGUAUCUAUAGUGUGUGUUUUCAUGCCUGCAUCAGUGUCCACCUCGCUGCUGGCCAUAGCCGUCUCCUGUGCCUCAGUACCCCUGUUCCCCAGUCUCUCUAUUCCCCUACCUUCUUUCUGUGGGAGUGUCUGGCCUGUAGUUUUGGAGAAAAAAACGUUUAGCCUUGCAGGAGGACCUCCGACAGCAUAGAUCGCAAUGCAGCGUGGGUAUUGUAGUACUGUCAGUCAGAUUUUCACAAGGCUUUGAGUAUGUAGUCCAAAAGGGGUUCUGUUUGAACUCCAGUCUGAUGUUGUGGAUGUGAGAUGGCAGGGAGGGGAAGGGUGGCUGCAGGUCUGGUCCCUACAUCCCUCUUUGUUCCACUCCUGGUGAGCUUUCAGAGGAACACCCAGUUAGGGAGGCGGAACCAUGUUUACAGACUAGAGCAGAGCUACGAUAGGAGCACCGCCUGUCAAUCAGACAGCACGCUACCACUGAGUUAAGUAGCCAAUGAGCUAGCGGAAGGACGUUAGGCCCUUCCCCAGAGCCUCCUUUACCACGCACGCACACGCAAUAGCCCCCUUACUCUAUGGAGGACGUCUAGACUCUAGAUGCUGUGAAACUCUGAUUUUAAAAUGUACUUGUUUGAAUUAAUUGUAAUGUAAUAUAUUAUUUGUUGAAUGUAGUAAUUAGGUAUUUAUGAAUAUAUUGCUGUAAUUUCAGACAAAAAAAUAAAAGAAAAUAUUUCAAAAAUGUA